Molecule: messenger RNA, 2242 nt
Organism: Vespula pensylvanica (western yellowjacket)
Lineage: Eukaryota; Metazoa; Arthropoda; Insecta; Hymenoptera; Vespidae
Gene: mnd
Product: Y+L amino acid transporter 2
Exons: 8
Coding region: 13-1503 (496 amino acids)
Biological process (GO): amino acid transmembrane transport
Cellular component (GO): membrane
Molecular function (GO): L-amino acid transmembrane transporter activity
Source: RefSeq, a predicted model, not a curated record
AAUCACAUAAAAAUGCCGGACAAGGUAGCACCAGCCGAAAGGCAGCAAGUGAUAGUGCUUCAUGCUUUGAAAAAGAAUAUUUCGGAAGAAAAAAAUGAAGACAGUGGUGUGAAAUUGAAAAAAGAAUUAGGAUUACUUGAUGGUGUUGCAAUAAUCGUUGGUAUCAUCGUUGGUGCUGGCAUUUUUGUUUCACCUAAAGGAGUUCUUACUAAUAGUGGUAGUGUUGGUCAAGCUCUCAUCGUUUGGAUUUUCUCUGGUUUACUUUCACUUGUCGGUGCUCUCUGCUAUGCCGAAUUAGGUACGAUGAUACCAAAAUCGGGUGGGGACUAUGCCUACAUUAGCGAUGCGUUUGGGUCAUUGCCAGCGUUUCUUUACCUUUGGGUUGCAUUAUUUAUUCUCGUUCCAACCGGAAACGCUAUCACUGCACUUACAUUUGCACAAUACAUUCUACAACCUGCUUGGCCAGGUUGUAAACCACCAUAUGCAGCUGUAAGACUUCUUGCAGCAGUUGUUACAUGCCUGUUAACUGCAAUCAAUUGUUAUAAUGUUAAAUGGGCAACAAGGGUUCAGGAUAUAUUUACUGGUACAAAGAUCUUUGCCUUGAUCAUCAUCAUGGUUGCUGGUUUCUGGUGGCUUUGUACUGGUCAUACAGAUAAUUUUCAUCAACCAAUGGCUGGAACAAAUACGCAACCUGGUUAUAUCGCGCUUGCUAUAUAUUCGGGAUUAUUUUCCUACUCUGGGUGGAAUUAUCUUAACUUUGUUACAGAAGAAUUGAAAGAUCCUUACAAAAAUCUUCCAAGGGCAAUUUGCAUAUCUUUGCCAUUGGUGACAGUGAUUUAUGUCUUAGCAAACGUCGCUUACUUUGUUGUAUUGACGCAAGACGAAAUACUUGCAUCGUACGCAGUCGCUGUCACUUUUGGUGAUAAAUUAUUAGGAGUAAUGUCAUGGAUCAUGCCGUUUUUCGUAGCGUGCUCAACAUUCGGUGCAUUAAACGGUGCAAUCUUCGCUUCUUCAAGAUUAUUUUUCGUUGGUGCACGUAAUGGUCAUUUACCUACUGCCAUAGCACUUAUUAAUGUACAAAAUCUAACACCAAUGCCUUCUCUUAUAUUUCUGUGCAUUAUCACCCUGGCACUUCUGAUCAUAGAGGAUGUCUAUGUGCUGAUCAAUUAUGUUAGCUUCGUUGAAGCACUAUUCACCACGCUCUCAGUAUCUGGCCUCUUGUGGCUACGUUACAAACGGCCCGAUCUUCACCGACCGAUAAAGGUAUCUAUAGCGUUACCCGUAAUUUUCUUUAUAAUUUGUACAUUUUUGGUUAUUCUUCCUUGCUACGUUUCACCAUGGGAAGUAGGAGUAGGAAUAAUUAUUAUUUUAUCGGGAAUUCCUGUAUAUUCGAUUUUUAUAUACUGGAAAAACAAACCAAUGUGGCUAGUGUCGGCGUCACACGAUUUUAAUAUGUUUUGCGCGAAACUUUUUCUGUGUGUACAAGAAGAAAAGAAUGAUUAAGAAGGUGUAUUUUAUGGUGUUCUCUACACAAUGCAAAUACAUAUAUUUAUAAACGAUAAACUGAUCUAAAGGAGCAAUAUUUCUCUUUGGUAUGCAAUAAUUAUAUUAAUGGAAGUUCCUCUUGGCCAUAAUAAUUAAUAAUGUAUGAAGUAGAAUGAAUGAUUAUGAGUGGAUGAAGUCAAUUGUGAAUAUUUUACAAUUUGUAUAUAUAUAUAUAUAUAUAUAUAUAUAUAUAUAUAUAUAAAAUGUCAAUGAUGUUCUCAAAAUACUGCCAAAUUUGCAAAAUUUAAAAAUAUUUGAACAGAUCUUUUAUUUUGACGUUAUUUAAAUAGGCAAGAAAAAAAUGUAAAAAGUAAAUUAUUUCAAUUGUUGAUAUGAAUGUGAGACGAUUUUUUAUAAUUUUAUGUAAAAGUAAUUUUUUCGUGCAUUAUUUAAUGUAUCCUGACAUACUUUGCAUAUAGUUAAAAUAUUUAAUAGCGCAUUGAAAAAUUUAAUAUUAUAUAUUAGGUGCAAACGCGAUUCAUGAUAAAUUUUGCUUCAUCAUAUAUAAUUGUACAUAUGACGAUCAACUGAAUAAUAUAUAAUCUAUACUCUUGCUAAACAUUAUUAAUUAAGAUAUAUAUAUAUAAAUUUUUUACACAAAAUAAUAAUUGUAAAUAUUACGCGUGCGGCAGCCUUCGCGAGUCAAUUAUAUUUUGUUUAUUUAUAUUUAAUAAUAUAUAUUCGAUAUAUAAAUGAA